Messenger RNA from Setaria italica (foxtail millet), 2036 nucleotides. RefSeq names its product lecithin-cholesterol acyltransferase-like 1. Bases 1 to 1731 code for a protein of 576 amino acids. Gene Ontology annotation, biological process: lipid metabolic process; regulation of DNA-templated transcription. Gene Ontology annotation, molecular function: DNA-binding transcription factor activity; sequence-specific DNA binding. The transcript has 5 exons. The record is from RefSeq and is a predicted model, not a curated record. NCBI's taxonomy places the organism in Eukaryota, Viridiplantae, Streptophyta, Magnoliopsida, Poales, Poaceae.
AUGAAGGAUAGGAGAACGACGCGGCACUGCUUGGCCAUCCGCCAUGGCCAGUCUCAUUUUCUGAACCACCAAAGCUUUCCGCCUCCCAAAAAGAAUUCCGCGACCUCCCCGCACUUCCAUUCGGAGCCGUCGGCCUCGGCGCGAGGGAGUCACUUCAAAUGUGGCCGCAAGUCCGGCUGCCCUGCGAGGAAGCAGGUCCAGCAAUCCGAUGCCGAUCCAUCCAAGCUCGAGAUCACCUACUUCGACGCGCACACCUGCGACAACCCACCUCCAUCGUCGUCACAGGUUGUGCCAGACCCAAGGAUCAUCAGCUCCGGCACGCAGAGGAACACCGUUCAGCUUGUGCGCUGGAUCGCCAACCUACCUAUUGUGCUAUACGUAAGCACUUCAGGCGUAGCAAUCAGGCAAACAAGGAGAAUCCAAGGCCACUUGUCUACUCCACUCAUGCGGUUGCUGCUGGCUCUGCUGCUGCUCGUGCUUCCCCCUCCCCUUCGGGAGUACUUCUCGGCCAGCCACCUACCCAAGGAUGCCGGCGUUGGCAGCGAGCUCCACCCGGUCGUUCUGGUGCCUGGGCUGCUCUGCAGCGACCUGGAGGCGCGGCUCACCGAGGCGUACAAGCCGUCGGCGCCACGCUGCGGCGCAAUGAAGGGGAAUGGAUGGUUUGGCCUGUGGAAGAACGCUUCAGACCUGGCGGCCAAUGACUACGUCGACUGCUUCCUGGAGCAGAUGCGCCUCGUCUACGACCCUGCCAUCAACGACUACCGAAACCUGCCCGGUGUCGAGACGCGCGUCCCCAACUUCGGCUCCGCGAGAGGGUUCCACUGUAAAGACCCUCUUCACCCGAAACAGUGCGUCGAUUACGUCAGAGAAGGCCUGGAAAGAGUCGGAUAUCGCGACGGAGAUACCCUGUUUGGAGCUCCUUACGACUGGCGCUACGCUCCUCCAGUGCCUGGCCAGCAAUCUCAGGUCUAUUCACGCUACUUUAGACAGUUGAAGUCGCUCGUCGAGACCGCGAGCAAGAAACAUCACAAGAAGGUCAUCAUCUUUGGGCAUAGCUACGGAGGAAUGGUUGUACUCGACUUCGUCAGGAACACUCCGCUGGCGUGGAGAAACGAGUACAUCAAGCACCUUAUCCUGGUAGCGCCUGUACUCUCUCUGGGCAUCCUAAUUCAGGCACAGAUCAUUGCCUUUGGUCCAAAUAUGAAAUUCGUCGGAGCUACCCAGUCAUCUUUGAGAACGAUGUGGAGGAGUUUCGAAACUGGCAUCGUGGAUCUGCCAUCUCCGAAAGUAUUCGGGCACAUGCCACUUGUGAUCACCGAGCAACGAAACUACUCUGCAUAUGACAUGGAGGAUUUCCUUGUCGCCAUCGGUUUCGGCGACAGUGUUGAGCCUUUCAGACGGCGGAUGGUCCCGAAGAUGAGGUACUUCAAGGUACCCAUGGUGCCUGUAACAUGCAUCAAUGGAGUGGGCAUUAGGACGGCAAAGCAACUCGUGUACUGGAAGAGUGACUACGACAGGUCCCCAGAAAUAGCGUAUGGAGAUGGAGAUGGGACUGUCAAUUUGAUUAGUAUGUUGACAUUUGACAAAGAGAUGAGACGGCAGCCAGCACAAAAGAAGCAAUUCAAGUCCGUUAAGAUUCAUGGGGCGGAACACUGUGGGCUUAUUACGGAGGAAUGGGCGGUAAAGAGAGUCGUUCAAGAAUUUUUGGAAGCAAAUCGAAUUUCUUCAUAGGCUCACCCGGGUGCUACUAUGUGCUUUAAGUAUGAUAUCUUGUGAACUUGUGUGUGGAUGGAUUCCACCAUUGGCCUGUGUAGUCGUCAUUCUAUUAAUAAAUAAGAAUUGCACGGGCAGGGUAAGUGUUGCAGAACAAGCUGACAAUACCAAGUUCUUGGAACAUAGAGAAGGUCCGUGUUACAGGCAAUGUAACCUAGUUAUUCAGUACACUAACGGAGAGCACAGGAUGUUCUGCAUUUCAUUUGUGCCCUCUUCUGGUUGCACGUAAUUUGUGUACAUAAAAGAAAACUUCGAAGACAAAA